AUGGCAGCUCAGCCUGGGAACACUACUUUUGCACCCAACGUCAGUCCAGCUCAAGACCAUACCUCCUCCCUCCCGUUCAACUUCAGUUACGGGGAUUAUGACCUCCCUCUGGAUGAGGAAGAGGACAUGACCAAGACUCGGACCUUCUUCGCCGCCAAGAUCGUCAUCGGUGUGGCACUGGCGGGCAUCAUGCUGGUUUGCGGUGUCGGCAACUUUGUGUUUAUUGCUGCGCUCGCCCGCUACAAGAAGCUCCGCAACUUGACCAACCUGCUCAUCGCUAACCUGGCCAUCUCGGACUUCCUGGUGGCCAUCAUCUGCUGCCCCUUCGAGAUGGACUACUACGUGGUACGCCAGCUCUCCUGGGAGCACGGCCACGUGCUCUGUGCCUCUGUCAACUACCUGCGGACAGUCUCACUCUACGUCUCCACCAAUGCCCUGCUGGCCAUCGCUAUUGACAGAUAUCUCGCCAUCGUCCACCCCUUGAAACCACGGAUGAAUUAUCAAACGGCGGCCUGCCUCAUCGCUUUGGUCUGGGUGGUGUCCAUUCUCAUCGCCAUUCCCUCGGCGUACUUCACCACAGAGACGGUCCUCGUCAUCGUCAAGAGCCAGGAGAAGAUCUUCUGCGGCCAGAUCUGGCCGGUGGACCAGCAGCUCUACUACAAGUCCUACUUCCUGUUCAUCUUCGGCGUGGAGUUCGUGGGCCCCGUGCUCACCAUGACCCUGUGCUACGCCAGGGUGUCCCGUGAGCUGUGGUUCAAGGCCGUCCCGGGCUUCCAGACGGAGCAGAUCCGGAAGCGGCUGCGCUGCCGCAGGAAGACGGUGCUGGUGCUCAUGUGCGUCCUCACGGCCUACGUGCUGUGCUGGGCACCCUUCUAUGGCUUCAGCAUCGUGCGCGACUUCUUCCCCACCGUGUUCGUUAAGGAGAAGCACUACCUCACCGCCUUCUACGUGGUCGAGUGCAUCGCCAUGAGCAACAGCAUGAUCAACACUGUGUGCUUCGUGACGGUCAAGAACAACACCAUGAAGUACUUCAAAAAGAUGCUGCUGCACCACUGGCAGCCCUCCCACCACGGGAGCAAGUCCAGUGCCGACCUGGAGCUCAAAACCAGCGGCAUGCCGGCCACGGAAGAGGUGGACUGUAUCAGGCUCAAGUGA
This is a messenger RNA of Suricata suricatta (meerkat), 1155 nucleotides long. RefSeq names its product prokineticin receptor 2 (gene PROKR2). The record is from RefSeq and is a predicted model, not a curated record. Gene Ontology annotation, molecular function: neuropeptide Y receptor activity. Gene Ontology annotation, cellular component: membrane. The coding region runs from base 1 to 1155 and encodes 384 amino acids. Gene Ontology annotation, biological process: neuropeptide signaling pathway. The transcript has 2 exons. NCBI's taxonomy places the organism in Eukaryota, Metazoa, Chordata, Mammalia, Carnivora, Herpestidae.